Penicillium argentinense is the source of this 2337-nucleotide messenger RNA. Its product is annotated as threonine/serine exporter family protein. Gene Ontology annotation, molecular function: transmembrane transporter activity. The record is from RefSeq and is a predicted model, not a curated record. Gene Ontology annotation, biological process: transmembrane transport. NCBI's taxonomy places the organism in Eukaryota, Fungi, Ascomycota, Eurotiomycetes, Eurotiales, Aspergillaceae. The transcript has a single exon. The coding region runs from base 1 to 2337 and encodes 778 amino acids.
AUGUCGGAUCCGUUUGAGAGAGAGAAGGUGACUCCUUCUUCUCCGCAUAAUCUUUCUGUUGACACGGCGAUGGAAGAUGAGGGUCAUCAACAUACUAUGAAUGAAGAGCAUGCUGCGGAGAAUGAUACUCGCCUCGAAGUUCGGGAUGAGGUUAGUGAACAGCCCAGCACGACGUCGAUCCCUGAAAGAUGGAGGACAUUGAGUCGACGGGUUCGCGAGCGUGCUGGAACUAUCGCCGAGGCGCUGGGUCGGCCGCAUGAGCAUGGUGAAGAUGGCCUCGACGCAAGCUUCUCGCCAGAAAAUUAUGGGGCAACAGACGAUCUCAAGAGCUUUCAGGCUCGGAUGGCUAAUGAUGAGGAGGAAAAGUUGUCGGGCCAUGAUCACGACUCCCAGGCGGAGCUUCUGAUCAAGCAGCUGGGAUUGCCGACUUACAAGCGCCACCCAGAGGCACAGACUCCUCAUUCUGGUGCGAGCACCCCCGGGGAGAGUGGAGCAUCGACCCCUGUCAAUGGUGGUCUAUUAUCGCAUCUACUUCGGGUCUAUGCCAAUAACUUGCCGGCUGCGAGUCGUAUAAGUGUCGCUACGACGAGCUCAGAAACAGACCCUGAAACUGAAACCUUACCGCCAACUGCCCCAGGCACACCGAGCACCGGUGUAACCGCGGUCAAUACUGCAGGCAAAGGUGCUGAGACAGGUUCCAGUCCAAGCACAGGUACAGGCACAGGUAUCAGUCCCGGCACUGCGACUCCCGGUGGAAAGAAAGAGAAGGUUAAAUGGUAUGCAAACGGUAACGAAAGCACGCCGAGCAAGCUGGACCAGCUCAACAAGAAGAUGCGAAAACCGCAGAAGCAGAGUGGUCACCACUAUACCUCUUCUCUGAUUGCGGCAUCGAUGGAUAUGGGACGGGUGGGUGUGCCCGGUACCCAGGGCACCGCAACGCCGAUGGGCUACAAGGAACGCAAGAAACAAAAGCGUCAGAGUUCGAAGGAUGUCAGACUCAAGGUGCACAUCGCAGCUCUUCUUGCCCGCCAGCAGUAUAUCAUGCAACUGUGUCGUGCUUUAAUGAAAUACGGUGCCCCUACUCACCGGUUGGAAGAGUAUAUGAUGAUGACUUCCAACGUGCUGGACGUCAAGGCUCAAUUCUUGUAUAUCCCCGGAUGCAUGUUCAUGUCUUUCGAUGAUCCGCUUACUCGCACUGCCGAGGUGAAGAUUAUCCGUGUCAUACAGGGUCUGGAUCUAUCCCGUCUCGCGGAGACUCACAAUGUCUACAAAAACGUUGUGCACGACCUGAUCAAUGUGGAACAGGCCACCCAAGAUCUCGAUGAGAUUAUGCAGCGGAAGCCUCGCUAUAAUCGCUGGACUCUCGUCAUCCUCACUGGCCUUGCCAGUGUUGCCGUGGGCCCCUAUUCAUUUGGCGCACGCCCCAUCGACCUCCCAAUUAUAUUCUUCCUUGGGUGCUUGGUGGGCUUUAUGCAACACAUCCUCGCCCCGAACUCCGCUACUUACUCCAAUGUGCUCGAAGUCUCCGCUGCGAUCUUGACGUCCUUCCUCGCCCGCGCAUUUGGCAGUAUCCAUCACAACGGCGAACGAGUCUUUUGCUUCGCGGCCCUGGCCCAGUCUUCCAUCGCUAUGAUUCUUCCCGGUUUUGCUGUGCUGAGCAGUAGUCUCGAGCUGCAGUCCCACCAAAUGAAUGCCGGCUCAAUCAGAAUGGUCUUCACGAUCAUCUAUUCUCUUUUCCUGGGUUAUGGCGUCACAGUCGGAACAACCAUCUACGGCGUCAUGGACAGACACGCAACCACAGACUCGGCCUGUCCCGCCGCCAGUCUCAGCGUCUGGGGAAAUGCCUACAUCCAACGCUUUCCCUUCGUGGCUCUCUUCUGUCUUUUCGCUGCUCUCAUCAACCAAGCAAAAUGGAAGCAGAUCCCCGUGACCGUUUUUAUGGGGGUGUGCGGUUAUAUCACCAAUUACUUCAGUACCACUGUGCUCGGCUCAAAUCAGGUCGCGAAUACCAUCGGCGCUUUCACAAUCGGUCUCAUGGCGAAUCUGUAUUCCCGGGUAUGGCACGGCCAUGCCGCCGCCGCGAUUAUCCCAGGCAUCUUCACGAUGGUGCCGUCGGGUCUUGCCUCCAGUGGCUCGAUUAUUUCGGGUCUGGAGUACGCUGAGAAGGUCGCGAAUGGAACGGCGAAUACGACGACAAGUGCGACGAACAAUAGUUCGUUGACUUCGCUGGGUUAUGGAAUGAUCCAGACUGCGAUUGGCAUUUCGGUGGGACUCUUCGUUUCCGCUUUGAUUGUCUAUCCGCAUGGCAAGAAGCGGAGUGGCAUAUUCAGUCUUUAA